This is a messenger RNA of Chanos chanos (milkfish), 3423 nucleotides long. RefSeq names its product sodium/potassium-transporting ATPase subunit alpha-1. Bases 128 to 3208 code for a protein of 1026 amino acids. The transcript is spliced from 22 exons. The record is from RefSeq and is a predicted model, not a curated record. Gene Ontology annotation, molecular function: P-type sodium:potassium-exchanging transporter activity; ATP hydrolysis activity; ATP binding. NCBI's taxonomy places the organism in Eukaryota, Metazoa, Chordata, Actinopteri, Gonorynchiformes, Chanidae. Gene Ontology annotation, biological process: intracellular potassium ion homeostasis; sodium ion export across plasma membrane; potassium ion import across plasma membrane. Gene Ontology annotation, cellular component: plasma membrane.
GUGUGACACGUGUGGACGACAUCCAGGGGUAGCAGAAAGGGAAAAUUAUUUUAAUUCUGGGGCUUUAAUUUUCUGUUUUAAAGGAAAUUGGGAUUGAAUCAAGAGGUCUUUUACUCAAUACAUCAAAAUGGGACGCGGGGAAGGACGAGACCAAUAUGAAUUGGCGGCAACUUCAGAGCAGGGUGGCAAGAAACCCAAGACUAAAGGCAAGAAGGAAAAGGAUAAGGAUAUGGAUGAGCUUAAAAAGGAGGUGGAUCUGGACGAUCACAAACUGACUCUGGAUGAGUUGAACCGGAAGUAUGGAACAGAUCUGACUAGGGGUUUGUCCACCUCGCGUGCAAAAGAGAUCCUGGCCCGUGAUGGACCUAACGCUCUGACCCCUCCUCCAACGACCCCUGAAUGGGUCAAGUUCUGUAAACAGCUCUUUGGUGGAUUCUCCACACUGCUGUGGAUUGGAGCCAUCCUUUGUUUCCUGGCUUAUGGAAUUCAGGCUGCCUCAGAGGAGGAACCAGCAAAUGAUAAUUUGUACCUGGGUAUUGUGUUGUCUGCUGUUGUUAUGAUCACUGGAUGCUUCUCAUACUAUCAAGAGGCUAAGAGCUCAAAGAUCAUGGAUUCUUUCAAGAAUCUUGUCCCUCAGCAAGCCCUUGUCGUACGUGAUGGCGAGAAAAUGAGCAUCAAUGCUGAAGAGGUUGUAGUUGGAGAUCUGGUUGAAGUCAAGGGUGGAGACAGAAUCCCUGCUGAUCUGCGUAUUAUUUCUGCACACGGAUGCAAGGUGGACAAUUCUUCCCUCACUGGAGAAUCUGAGCCCCAGACUCGUACCCCUGACUUCUCCAAUGAGAACCCACUGGAGACCAGGAAUAUUGCCUUCUUCUCCACCAAUUGUGUUGAAGGAACUGCAAGAGGUAUUGUCAUUAACACUGGAGAUCGCACUGUAAUGGGUCGAAUUGCAACCCUUGCCUCUGGUCUUGAGGUUGGUCGUACCCCCAUCUCUAUUGAGAUUGAGCAUUUCAUUCACAUCAUCACCGGUGUGGCCGUCUUCCUGGGUGUGAGUUUCUUCAUCCUCUCCCUGAUCCUUGGAUACACCUGGCUUGAAGCUGUCAUCUUCCUCAUUGGAAUUAUUGUUGCUAAUGUGCCAGAGGGUCUGUUGGCUACCGUAACUGUGUGUUUGACCCUCACUGCCAAACGUAUGGCCAAGAAGAAUUGUCUAGUAAAAAAUCUUGAAGCUGUGGAAACUCUGGGCUCAACAUCCACCAUCUGCUCUGAUAAGACUGGCACCCUGACACAGAACCGUAUGACAGUGGCCCACAUGUGGUUUGAUAACCAAAUCCAUGAAGCCGACACCACAGAGAAUCAGAGUGGAACCUCUUUUGACAGAAGCUCUGCAACUUGGGCUGCCCUUGCUCGUAUCGCUGGUCUGUGCAAUCGUGCUGUCUUCCUUGCCGAUCAGGACAGUGUUCCAAUCCUCAAGAGAGAUGUGGCAGGGGAUGCCUCCGAGUCUGCUCUUCUGAAAUGCAUUGAACUGUGUUGUGGCUCUGUCAAAGACAUGAGAGAAAAAUACACAAAGAUUGCUGAAAUUCCCUUUAAUUCCACAAACAAGUAUCAGCUGUCCAUCCACAAAAAUCCCAAUGAUUCUGAAACUAAGCACUUGCUGGUGAUGAAAGGAGCCCCAGAGAGAAUCCUGGACCGUUGCUCCACCAUUUUGAUUCAAGGAAAGGAGCAGCCCCUGGAUGACGAGAUGAAAGAUGCUUUCCAGAACGCCUAUCUGGAACUGGGUGGCCUGGGAGAGAGAGUGCUGGGUUUCUGUCACUUCAACCUUCCUGAUGACCAGUUUCCUGAGGGUUUUGAGUUUGAUACAGAUGAAGUAAACUUCCCUACUCAGAACCUCUGCUUUGUUGGCCUCAUGUCCAUGAUUGAUCCUCCUCGUGCUGCUGUACCAGAUGCAGUUGGCAAAUGCAGAAGUGCUGGAAUCAAGGUUAUCAUGGUUACUGGUGAUCAUCCAAUCACAGCCAAGGCCAUUGCUAAAGGUGUUGGCAUCAUCUCUGAGGGAAAUGAGACAGUUGAAGAUAUUGCUGCUCGCCUUAACAUUCCAAUUAAUGAGGUCAAUCCAAGAGAUGCCAAGGCUUGUGUAAUUCACGGUGGAGUCCUGAAGGACUUGACCUCUGAGCAGCUAGAUGACGUCUUGAAGCACCACACUGAGAUUGUGUUCGCCAGAACAUCCCCUCAGCAGAAGCUGAUCAUUGUGGAAGGCUGCCAGCGUCAGGGUGCCAUUGUGGCGGUGACAGGAGAUGGUGUCAAUGAUUCUCCUGCUCUCAAGAAGGCAGACAUCGGGGUAGCUAUGGGUAUAGCUGGAUCUGAUGUCUCUAAGCAGGCUGCUGAUAUGAUCCUUCUGGAUGAUAAUUUUGCUUCCAUUGUUACUGGAGUGGAAGAAGGUCGUCUGAUCUUUGACAACCUGAAGAAAUCAAUUGCCUACACACUGACCAGUAAUAUUCCAGAGAUCACGCCCUUCCUCCUCUUCAUCAUCGCCAACAUUCCUCUACCUCUGGGCACAGUCACCAUCCUCUGUAUUGACCUGGGCACUGACAUGGUCCCUGCUAUAUCCUUGGCCUAUGAGGCAGCUGAGAGCGACAUCAUGAAAAGACAACCCAGAAAUCCCAAGACAGAUAAACUGGUGAACGAGAGGCUAAUUAGUAUAGCCUACGGCCAGAUUGGUAUGAUUCAGGCGCUAGCUGGGUUUUUCACGUACUUCGUCAUCAUGGCUGAGAAUGGCUUCCUGCCAUCUAAACUGCUGGGUAUCCGUGUGAAAUGGGACGACAAAUAUAUCAAUGAUCUUGAGGAUAGCUAUGGUCAGCAGUGGACAUAUGAGCAGAGGAAGAUUGUGGAAUUCACUUGCCACACUGCAUUCUUCACCAGUAUUGUGAUUGUGCAGUGGGCUGAUUUGAUUAUCUGUAAGACCAGGAGGAACUCAGUCUUCCAACAAGGAAUGAAGAACAAAAUCCUCAUUUUUGGACUGUUUGAGGAGACUGCUCUGGCUGCCUUCCUGUCCUACUGCCCAGGCAUGGAUGUAGCCCUUAGAAUGUACCCUCUCAAGAUAAACUGGUGGUUCUGUGCUUUCCCCUACUCACUCCUCAUCUUUAUUUAUGAUGAAAUCCGAAAGCUUAUCAUUCGACGCAGCCCAGGAGGAUGGGUGGAGCGAGAGACCUACUACUAAAGCGUUCAGUCUGCAUCACACAAAUUUCUUUGCAUGGUUGUCUUGCUGCUCGGAAAAAGUUAACCUCAGUAAUUUGGAUGUUUUUAUAUAGGGAAUGCUUGAUACAAACACUGAGAUCGUGAACCAAGACAUUGCGUGCCUUGUUUCUGAAGCCGGACCAAUUUUAUACAUGUUUUUAAAAGUGUAAUUUAAAUAAACUUCAGUCAGGUCCCAUA